Marmota monax (woodchuck) is the source of this 3283-nucleotide messenger RNA. It is a transcript of the gene Enpp3, whose product is annotated as ectonucleotide pyrophosphatase/phosphodiesterase 3. Gene Ontology annotation, molecular function: nucleic acid binding; nucleoside triphosphate diphosphatase activity; metal ion binding. The record is from RefSeq and is a predicted model, not a curated record. NCBI's taxonomy places the organism in Eukaryota, Metazoa, Chordata, Mammalia, Rodentia, Sciuridae. Bases 345 to 3194 code for a protein of 949 amino acids. The transcript is spliced from 29 exons. Gene Ontology annotation, biological process: nucleoside triphosphate catabolic process.
AUCGCGUCAACUGCGGGCCGCCGCCUCCCGGCUGGAGCGGGAGUUGCUUUCUGUUUGGUGCUAACUUGUAGAAAGAAAGAAGCACAGGUCAGAGGCUGCCGCCUACCGAAAAUGCCUGGGCUGACGUGGGACCAACCUGAUGUCUGUGAGUGGCCAACCUUCUGGAGGAGUUGAAACCACGCUUCUCUUGACCAUGGGGACCAUGUCUUCUCAACUAUGCUACUUAUAUGUUCCCUUCAUUUACUGAAGAUGAGUGGCAAGCAUAAAGCUAGGUAUGUAAGACUAGAGGAAAGAAGGAACACCACUCUCUUCUGGCCAAACAGGUUUAUGCAGAGUCUGGAACAAUGGAUUCUAUGCUAACUUUAGCAACGGAAGAGCCUGCUAAGAAGAACACUGUCAAGAAAUACAAAAUAAUUUGUAUCGUUCUUCUUGCUUUGUUGGUGAUCCUGUCACUUGGAUUAGGCCUGGGACUUGGACUCAGGGCACAAGACAAUGAAGAGAGCUGCAGGAGAAAAUGCUUUGAUUCAUCGUUUAGAGGAAAGUUGGGCUGCCGGUGUGAUGAAGGGUGUAGAGACCGAAUGGAUUGCUGCUGGGACUUUAUAAGCGUCUGUGUGGAAUCAACUCAAAUAUGGUCAUGCAGUUCAUCUCGUUGUGGGGAAAGCAGAAAGGUGGCCAGUCUUUGCUCCUGUGCAGAGGACUGUUUGCUGAAGCGAGACUGCUGUGCUAACUACAAGAGUGUUUGCCAAGGAAAAACUUCUUGGGUGGAAGAAGGCUGCACCACAGCUGAGCAGACUCAGUGUCCAGAAGGGUUUGACCUGCCACCUGUUAUCUUGUUUUCCAUGGAUGGCUUUAGAGCUGAAUAUUUAGACACAUGGAGUAUUUUAAUUCCUCAUAUCAAUAAACUGAAAACAUGUGGAAUUCAUUCAAAAUACAUGAGAGCUGUAUAUCCUACCAAAACCUUCCCAAAUCAUUACACCAUUGUCACGGGCUUGUAUCCAGAAUCACAUGGUAUCAUUGACAAUAAUAUGUAUGAUGUACAUCUCAACAAGAAUUUUUCACUUUCUUCAAAGGAGAAAAAUAACCCAGCCUGGUGGAAGGGGCAACCAAUAUGGCUGACAGCAAUGUACCAAGGUUUAAAAGCUGCUGCCUACUACUGGCCAGGAUCAGAUGUGGCUAUUAAUGGCUCCUUUCCUACAAUAUAUAAGGAUUACAAUGGUAAGAUCUCAUAUGGAGAGAGAGUCUCUACUUUAUUAAAAUGGCUGGACCUACCCAAAGCUGAAAGGCCCAAUUUUUAUACCAUAUAUGUGGAAGAGCCUGAUUCUGCAGGACAUGACGAGGGGCCCGUCAGUGGCAAAUUACUUAAAGCCUUACAGUUAGUGGAUAGUACCUUUGGAUUGUUGAUGGAGGGCCUAAAACAGCGGAAUUUACACAAUUGUGUGAACAUAAUCAUUUUGGCUGACCAUGGAAUGGAUCAGACUGCUUGUGACAAGGUGGAAUAUAUGACUGAUUAUUUUCCUCAAAUAAACUUCUAUAUGUAUGAAGGGCCUGCUCCUCGCAUCAGGACUAGAAAUGUACCCGAGGACUUUUUUACUUUUAAUUCUGAAGAAAUUGUUAUGAAACUCAGUUGCCAAAAAUCCGAUCAGCAUUUUAAACCCUAUUUGACUCCUGAUUUGCCCAAACGACUACACUAUGCCAAAAAUAUCAGAAUUGACAAAGUUCAUCUUAUGAUGGAUCCACAGUGGCUGGCUAUGAGGAGGAAAGGAAGUUCAUACUGUGGAGGAGGCAACCAUGGUUAUAACAAUGAGUUUAAGAGUAUGCAGGCUCUCUUUUUGGCACAUGGACCCAGUUUUAAAGAACAGACUGAAGUUGAACCAUUUGAAAAUAUUGAAGUGUAUAAUCUACUGUGUGAUCUCCUACGCAUUCAACCAGCACCAAACAAUGGUACCCAUGGUAGUCUAAACCAUCUUCUGAAGGUGCCUUUUUAUGAACCAUCACAUGCAGAGGAAGUGUCAACAUUGUCAGUUUGUGGAGUUACAACUCUGUUGCCCACGGGAUUUUUAAACUGUUCAUGUCCUAAGACACAAGAUGGUAGCCCUCUGGAAGAAUUGAAUGAAAUGCUAAUUUCUAAUGAAGCUAAACUAUCUGAAUGCAGACAAAGAUAUCCUCUCUGUAAUGAAUGUCUCUUACUAAUCAGAGAGUCUACCAAUCUGGAAGAAAUGAAACAAAUGUCAAAUCUCACUAAAGUUAGUCUAUCUGACUGCAAACAGAAAUUUCCUCUCUGUGAAAAAUGUCUCUCCGUACUCAAAGAGGCUCUCAAUCUGGAACAAAUGAAUCUAAGGCUAAAUCUGACUGAAGAAGAAAUAAUUGCAACAAUGAAAGUAAAUUUGCCAUUUGGGAGGCCCAGGGUUAUGCAGAAGAACAAGGAUCACUGUCUCCUCUACCACAGAGAAUACAUCACUGGAUUUGCAAAAGCUAUGAAGAUACCUAUGUGGAGUUCAUACACAGUUCCCAAGCCACAGGGAGACACAUCGCCUCCUCCUCCCACUGUCUCAGACUGUCUGCGGGUUGAUGUCAGGGUUACUUCUUUUGAGAGCCAAAAUUGUUCCUUGUCUUUUCCAGACGAGAAAAUCACCUACGGCUUCCUCUAUCCUCCUGCAAACAGUAGAACUUCUAAUAGUCGAUAUGAUGCUUUAGUUACAAGUAAUAUGGUCCCUAUGUAUGAAGAAUUCAAAAAAAUGUGGGACUAUUUCCAGGGGGUUCUUCUUAUAGAAUAUGCCACUAAAAAAAAUGGAGUAAAUGUGAUUAGUGGACCAAUAUUUGAUUAUAAUUAUGAUGGCCAUUUUGAUACUCCAGAUGAAAUUACAGAACAUGUAGUCAACUCCAGCGUCUCCAUCCCAACACACUUUUUUGUGGUGCUGACAAGUUGUAAAAACCAGAGUUUUGUACCAGACAAUUGCCCCGAGCAGUUGGAUGUCCUACCUUUUAUCAUCCCUCACCGACCUACCAAUGUGGAAAGCUGUCCUGAAAAUAAAAAAGAUGAUGUUUGGAUUAAAGAAAGAUUUAAAGCACAUAUUGCCCGGGUUCGUGAUGUAGAACUUCUUACUGGACUUGACUUUUACCAGGAAAAAGCACAGCCUGUCUCUGAAAUUUUGCAGCUAAAGACAUAUUUACCCCCAUCUGAAACUAGUAUUUAACUUAAUGUAUGAAACAAUUUUGGCAAAAUGUUGAUGGUAUUUUCUGUUGGAAAAUCAUAAAAUAAAGUUUUCUAUUUUUCCUUAACUAA